CUCUCACAGGUUUUCUUUACCUGAUUUGAAACUAAAAUUCUUUCACAACUCUUGUCCCUAAAUCUUACUCCUUUUCUGUUCUUCUUCCUGUCUUUUGUCUGUGUUUGCUAUUUUUCACCUGGAAUAAAGCGGCGGCGAUAUCCCCGGAAAGUUUCCUGCUUCCAACGCUGGACACGGCGAGGGAGUCCUUGGGUUGUUGAAAACAAUGAACCGCGACGAGGUUUUCGAAGCUUUGUCUCAAGGGUUUUGCCAACACUGCGAAGCUGUUCAUGAGAAACGAAUUCAUCAGAUCUUGGAUAGAAGAGGUAGUGAGACAUCUUUGCCAAAUGGAGAAGCCAAUGUGGCCUCGAAUGCUACUCCGGUACCGGAUUCGGCGAUCGAUUGUGCCCUGCCUCAGGCGGCCAAUUUCGAUGUAUUGCUUAACGAUGUACUUGGUGGAACUGUGGUUGACAAUGGAUUGUCCGAGGAACAAAAGGAGCGUAUCAGGUUUUCCCAAGUUGGUAGAAAAAGGGAUUUCGUUCACACCGAGAGGGUUGAUGGGAGACCGACGAAUGUGCUUAAAGGCCUCGAGCUUCAUACGAAGGUCUUCAAUGCCAAGGAGCAGAGCAGAAUUGUGGAAUGUGUUUAUAAUCUUCAACGUAUGGGCCAAAAGGGGCAACUUAGAGAACGUACAUACACAGAACCGAGGAAGUGGAUGCGUGGAAAAGGUCGUGUUACGAUACAAUUUGGAUGUUGUUACAAUUAUGCAGUGGAUAAAAAUGGGAACCCGCCGGGAAUCAUUCGGGACGAAGAAGUCGAUCCCUUGCCCCAGUUGUUCAAGCAGAUGAUCAAGAGGAUGGUCCGAUGGCAUAUUUUGCCUCCAACGUGUAUUCCCAACAGUUGCAUCGUAAACAUUUAUGACGAAGGGGAUUGCAUUCCUCCACAUAUCGAUCAUCACGACUUUCUUAGGCCCUUUUGCACCGUGUCUUUCUUGACUCAAUGCAAUAUUCUUUUCGGUUCGAGUUUGAAGAUUGCGAGUCCGGGAGAGUUCUCGGGACCUGUAUCUAUACCUUUGCCUGUAGGAUCUGUGCUUAUUCUAAACGGUAACGGAGCCGACAUUGCAAAGCAUUGUGUCCCAGCUGUUCCAGGAAAACGGAUAUCCAUUACAUUCCGGAGAAUGGACGAUAGCAAACUUCCGUACCAAUUUUCACCCGAUCCAGAGUUAUUGAGAAUCAAACCAUUGGUCGUUUCUCCUACGGCGAAUUCGGCUCCGCAAGGCCAUCAUCAAAAGCCGAUUAUAAACUCCUCCUUUGUCAAGGCAAUUGUUCAACAAAACCAGCACCGAAAUGUCCAAGUAAUCAAGGAUAAACCGGAUCGAGAAACCACAAAAACAAUGAACGACUCCUUCCUCAACGGAAACGACUACUUCCCCCCGCUCGGUAAAGCGAACAAAGCAGGAUCAAGGCGAUGAUGGGUUCUUUUCUUUUGGAUAGAUUAUGGAACAAUUGAAUUUAGUAGAUUUCUCAUUCAUGUAAUUAAGACUUGAAUGCUAAAUUGUAUCAAGUUGGGAAUAAUACACACAACCUUCAACGUUUGUAUUUUA
Molecule: messenger RNA, 1582 nt
Organism: Hibiscus syriacus
Lineage: Eukaryota; Viridiplantae; Streptophyta; Magnoliopsida; Malvales; Malvaceae
Product: RNA demethylase ALKBH9B-like
Exons: 6
Coding region: 206-1450 (414 amino acids)
Biological process (GO): mRNA catabolic process
Molecular function (GO): demethylase activity; mRNA binding
Source: RefSeq, a predicted model, not a curated record